Messenger RNA from Toxoplasma gondii ME49, 529 nucleotides. Its product is annotated as C-Myc-binding family protein. Gene Ontology annotation, molecular function: transcription coactivator activity. Gene Ontology annotation, biological process: regulation of DNA-templated transcription. Lineage: Eukaryota; Apicomplexa; Conoidasida; Eucoccidiorida; Sarcocystidae. The transcript has 2 exons. The coding region runs from base 242 to 529 and encodes 95 amino acids. Gene Ontology annotation, cellular component: nucleus. The record is from RefSeq and is a predicted model, not a curated record.
AUCGCUGUACCUGCUUCAAGAACUCGAUUUCUGUGGUCGCUGCUCUUGUUUCUCUCCAAACACCAAACGGACAGAAGGACAUCCUUCUGUGUACUGUUUGUUUCUCAGUGGGUUUUACGGCGGUAACCGCGAGACUCCCGCUGGGGUUCGUAGUUCCGCACAGUUCGUGCGUUCUUUGCCCCCAAUCCGAUAUUGACGAAAAGCCGGCCCCUCCUCGCUUCUAAUGCAAUGAAUCAAAACGAUGGCGGAUCCCGUGGAACUUCAGAAACAGGAAUUCAAGAAGUACCUCGAAGAUCAAGGCGUGCUUCAGCAGCUUUCCCGUGUUCUUGUCGGGUUAUACGAGGAACCUGAUCGGCCUCUGAACGCUCUCGAUUAUAUCAAAAAGUACUUGGGCGCUCCGACUGGAGCAGACAUCGACGCUCUGCGUUCCGAGGUCGACAGUCUGAAAAAAGAAAAUGCAGGUCUCAAAGCCCGGGUGGAGCAACUCCAACAAGAGGUCGACACUCUCCGACAAGAUCUCGAAGCCUGA